This is a messenger RNA of Hordeum vulgare subsp. vulgare (domesticated barley), 855 nucleotides long. RefSeq lists its product as uncharacterized. NCBI's taxonomy places the organism in Eukaryota, Viridiplantae, Streptophyta, Magnoliopsida, Poales, Poaceae. The record is from RefSeq and is a predicted model, not a curated record. Gene Ontology annotation, cellular component: membrane. Bases 10 to 753 code for a protein of 247 amino acids. The transcript is spliced from 4 exons.
CAAUCAGCCAUGGUCAUGGACACCACUGACCCGGGCUACUGGCUCAACUGGAGGUUCGUGCUCUGCGCCACCUGGGUCUACUCCUGCAUGGCCCUGGCGUGCUACUUGAUUUGGAAGUACGAGGGGCCCAGUUCGCCGGCCGGCAAUGACGAGGGGGUCGACAGAGAGGAGGCAUGGCCCAGGAUCGGACUCGGAGUUGUGUAUCUUGAUGACUGCUGGAAGCUGUGCCUUGAUGAGAUCCAUCCUGCUUGGUUGUUGGCUUUUCGCCUUGUGUCGUUCUUGUUUAUGGCUUCGGUGAUUAUCUAUGAUGUUAUUGUCGAUGGGUGGACCGUCUUCCUUUACUACACCCAGUGGACCUUCUUGCUUGUCACCUUGUACUUUGGGCUUGGUUCGGUGCUUUCGGUUUAUGGAUGUUAUCAGUACGCUUGCAAGAUGGAUAAAUCUGAUGCAGACCGUGGUUCUUAUAUCAUUGCUCCCAUGGAGGAAAGUACAUACGACAAUUCCAUCAAAAGUUCUUGUUUGAAUAAAACACAUGAUGGUCGGGAAAUUGCAGGAUUUUGGGGCUACCUGUUUCAGAUCAUGUUUCAGACAAAUGCAGGUGCUGUGAUGCUUACGGAUAUGGUGUUUUGGUUCAUUCUGUACGCUUUCCUUGCGUGGAAUCAAUACCAAAUGAGUUUUGUGAGUUUUCAAUCAGAGAUUUUACAAACUGUAUUCUCUUGGACCUUAUAUCAUACUAAGGUUAUUAUGUCAUGAGAUACUGUAAAAGAAGAGGUUAUUCCGUGAGGCAUGCAAAAGAAGGGUCACGGAAUAAGAUUAGGCCAUUAGGAUCCUCGGAUCAGAUCGAAACCAGGAAAA